GCGCGCGCGCGCCCCCGCGGAACUCCCGCCGGCGGCUGGGUUCUCCCGGAGGCGCGCCGGAUCGCGGCGGCCGCCAACAUGGCCGAGACGAGCGAGGAGGUGGCGGUGCUGGUGCAGAGGGUGGUGAAGGACAUCACCAACGCCUUCCGCAGGAACCCGCACAUGAAAGAGCUCAUCCUUUCUGGCACUCUAAGUCCAAUUAAGGAUCUGCAUCUGGGAAAACUGGCCUUAACUAAGUUUCCUAAGAGUCCAGAGACAUGGAUUCACAGGCGCUGGGUGCUGCAGCAGUUAAGUCAGGAAACUUCCUCGCCUUCUUCUGUGGCCAAAGGAAACUUAGGAACAGUUCCUGCAGAAAGGACCCAGCGAAUAAUACAGGAAGAGAUGGAAGUCUGUGGUGAGGCAGCAGGAAGAUACCCCAGCAACUAUAAUGCCUGGUCCCAUCGCAUCUGGGUUUUACAGAAUGUGGCCAAGCUGGAUCUCAAGACCCUUCUUGAUGAGCUGUCUUCUACUAAACACUGGGCGUCCAUGCAUGUCUCAGACCACAGUGGAUUUCACUAUCGCCAGUUUCUGUUAAAGUCUUUGAUCAACCAGGCUGCGAUGGACUCUUCUGUACUGCAGCAAAACUCUUGGACAAAUGAGCCAAAAGAUGAAGAAGCAACAGCUUCAACAGAGGAACCGAGGGUCCAUCUUACCCAGCUCCUAGAAGAAGAAGUAGACUUCUGCACAGAUCUUAUUGAUUCCUAUCCAGGACACGAAACCCUCUGGUGUCAUAGGCGGCAUGUUUUCUACCUUCAACAUCACUUAAAUGGCAGGUUUCCUCCCAGUGUGACUUGCCUAUCACCUGCAGACUGCUCUGGGGGGACUUUGAAUGACUUGCACCUGAUUGCAGCAAGCCCUCAACUGUCUCAGGCAAUGGAAGUGGAUGGACUGAAUGACUCCAGCAAACAAGGCUAUUCCCAGGAGACCAAGCGCCUGAAACGGACCCCAGCUCCAGACUCUCUAGGCCUAGAGAUGGAGCACAGGUUUAUUGAUCAAGUAUUAUCCACUUGUCGGAAUGUAGAGCAAGCCCGGUAUGCCAGUGCGUACAGGAAAUGGCUGGUGACUUUGAGUCAGUGAAAGGGGUGGAUCCAUCCUAAGGCUUUGCCCUUUAGUGCAAUAUUGCUUUCCUUUCUCAAUGCCAUAGUUGCAUGGACUGACUGGCUAACUAUGUAUCCUUCAUCUAGAGCUUAAAAGUCUGUGAGAAACCUUUUGUUUUAUUUAUUUUGUUAAGCCGGCAUUCCUUUGGGUACAGAAUAACUGUAUAGUUCCUCCUUGCUACAUAAUGAGUCUUAAUUUUUUUUUUCCUGUUUGAUUCCAUGCCCUUUCUAUUUCAGUAUUUCAUGUGGUUCUUGAGAUUGGUUCGCACACCUUUACUCCCCUCACUUCCGUUGCUACAUAAACAGUUUCAUUAGAAAUUGACAAUUUAAGUUGCAGUUCAGCUCAAGAAUAUUAGUACAUGUGCAGAAGGACCUGAUCCAAUUGCAG
Messenger RNA from Onychomys torridus (southern grasshopper mouse), 1524 nucleotides. It is a transcript of the gene Ptar1, whose product is annotated as protein prenyltransferase alpha subunit repeat containing 1. The record is from RefSeq and is a predicted model, not a curated record. Gene Ontology annotation, cellular component: cytoplasm. Gene Ontology annotation, biological process: protein prenylation. Gene Ontology annotation, molecular function: protein prenyltransferase activity. The coding region runs from base 79 to 1116 and encodes 345 amino acids. NCBI's taxonomy places the organism in Eukaryota, Metazoa, Chordata, Mammalia, Rodentia, Cricetidae. The transcript is spliced from 5 exons.